Molecule: messenger RNA, 462 nt
Organism: Oncorhynchus gorbuscha (pink salmon)
Lineage: Eukaryota; Metazoa; Chordata; Actinopteri; Salmoniformes; Salmonidae
Product: small ubiquitin-related modifier 1
Exons: 5
Coding region: 31-438 (135 amino acids)
Biological process (GO): protein sumoylation
Cellular component (GO): PML body; nucleus
Molecular function (GO): ubiquitin-like protein ligase binding; protein tag activity
Source: RefSeq, a predicted model, not a curated record
CUGACGUCGUCGCGUAGCUACCGUUCUGGGAUGCGGAAGGGGGGGGGGUAUUUGAAGAAAAGCGAAGAGAUUGUUGUCAACAACACGGGUUUCUACACUGCCCUGGCUAAUUUCACAAAAACAAAUAACAAGAUGUCAGAUACAGACACGAAACCUUCAGGUCAGGAUGGAGGAGAACAAAAGGAUGGGGAGUACAUCAAACUGAAAGUGAUCGGUCAGGACAACAGUGAAAUUCACUUCAAAGUGAAGAUGACGACCCAUCUGAAGAAGCUGAAGGAAUCUUAUAGCCAGAGACAGGGUGUUCAUAUGAGUACCUUACGGUUUCUAUUUGAGGGACAAAGAAUCUCAGACAACCACACUCCAAAAGAGCUGGGGAUGGAAGACGAGGACGUCAUCGAGGUCUAUCAGGAACAGACCGGAGGACUUCGGAAUAAUUAGUCUUCCUGGAUUUAACUUUUUUGU